Messenger RNA from Entelurus aequoreus (snake pipefish), 6712 nucleotides. It is a transcript of the gene ubr3, whose product is annotated as ubiquitin protein ligase E3 component n-recognin 3. Gene Ontology annotation, biological process: protein ubiquitination; ubiquitin-dependent protein catabolic process via the N-end rule pathway. Gene Ontology annotation, molecular function: ubiquitin protein ligase activity; zinc ion binding. Bases 71 to 5626 code for a protein of 1851 amino acids. The transcript has 40 exons. Gene Ontology annotation, cellular component: ubiquitin ligase complex; cytoplasm. The record is from RefSeq and is a predicted model, not a curated record. Lineage: Eukaryota; Metazoa; Chordata; Actinopteri; Syngnathiformes; Syngnathidae.
GUAUCGCGAGAAAGUGCGAGAACAUGGGCACAAGACAACAAAAAUACAUCUGUGAACAAACCAGCGAACGAUGGCGGCGUCGCUGCUACGCCGGGACAAGAAAGCGGUGGCCGCCCAGCUCAAGGCAGAUUUAAACCGGACUGACAACAGCUCUGGGCUGCGCCAGCUUCAGGAACUGCUGGACGGCGAGCUAAAUCCAGAAAAGCCGGCGACGGACACCGAGGCGCUUGACUGGUGUAAAUGUCUAAUCACCGGGGGAGAAUGUUUCGAGGAGUUCUGCAAGACGGUCCGCUCUUACGACAACGCCACCCUCUGCGGCUUGGUGUGGACGGCCAACUUUGUGGCGUAUCGAUGCCGGACCUGUGGCAUCUCCCCCUGCAUGUCACUGUGCGCAGAGUGCUUCAAUAACGGAGACCACACGGGCCACGACUUCAACAUGUUCCGGAGCCAGGCUGGCGGGGCCUGCGACUGUGGAGACAGUAAUGUCAUGCGAGAGACCGGGUUUUGCAGACGACAUCGGUUGAGAACAGGAGAGAACAUUCCGUCAAUACCCCAAGAUCUUCUCUUGAUGUCGGAGUUGGUUCUUCCUCGCUUUAUUCUCAGUGUCAUACAGUAUCUGAGGGAUGGAUACACAGAACCAGACAGCUCAGCUGAGCGAGAUCUACAAAAAGUACUACAGCAGCUGGAGCCUCAAAUCUCCUUCCUGGAGGAGCUCACUAAAAUGGGCGGAGCAAUGCGGACUGUAUUGACAAAGAUCUUGACCAAUCAGCAAGCGUUCAAGGAGCUGAGCAUGGGCCAAGAGGAGAAUUUGUUUGCUAAAAACAACUAUGACAAAUAUUUGUCAGCAUUGAAGAAUUCUGGUCUGGUGUCUAUGGAGGAAAAAGCCCAAAGUGCUGCCAGCGACACUCCUGUCGGUGCAGAAGGAGGCGCAGAAGUUUUACUGGGAUCCGCAGCACCAGGAAGCCCAAAUGAGACGAUAAAGGAGGAGGACCAAGAUGCUGGACAGUCUGUUGGACAGAGAAAGAGGGUUAAGCUGAGCAGCAGUACAAAAGACCUAUGUAUUAUAGAGUCAUUGAAGCAUAAAUGUUUUUUGGAGGAGUUCCUGUUUUGGACAAUAAAAUAUGAGUUUCCUCAGAAGAUGGUCACCUUCUUACUAAACAUGUUGCCAGAUCAAGAUUAUAAGAUCACAUUUACAAAAACAUUUGUUCAGCAUUAUGCGUUUAUCAUGAAAACCCUGAUGAAAAGUCACGAGUCGGAUACCAUGUCUAACCGCAUUGUACAUAUCAGCGUGCAGUUGUUCAGCAACGAGGAGCUGGCUCGUCACGUCACCGAGGAGUGUCAGCUGCUGGACAUCAUGGUCACUGUCCUCCUCUACAUGAUGGAGAGUUGCCUUAUUAAAAGUGAACUUCAGGAUGAAGAAAACAGUCGCCAUGUCGUGGUGAACUGCAGCGAGGCUCUGUUGAAGAAUAACACUUAUUGGCCAUUAGUUAGCGAUUUUAUCAACAUCUUGUCGCACCAAAGUGUCGCAAAAAAGUUCUUGGAAGACCAUUCGUUGUUGAUGCUAUGGAUGAGCUUUGUGUCUUUUUUCCAAGGAAUGAACCUGAAUAAGCGGGAGUUGAAUGAACAUGUGGAAUUUGAAUCUCAGACAUACUAUGCAGCUUUUGCAGCUGAGCUCGAGGCCUGCGCACAACCAAUGUGGGGUCUUUUAACUCAUUGCAAAGUCAAAGAGACUCAGGAGUAUACUAAAACUGUGGUACGCUACUGUUUGGAGACUCUUCAGAUCUGGUUUGAUGCCAUCAGCUUCAAUGAUGAGCCUUCGCCAAAUCAAGUGACAUUUCACUUGCCGCUACACCGCUACUAUGCCAUGUUCCUCAGUAAGGCUGUGAAGUGCCAAGGUUUGGACCUGGACAGUCUCCUGCCUGACCAAGAGAUGCUGAUGAAGAUCAUGGUGCAUCCACUGCAAAUUCAGGCAUGUCUGUCUGAAAUUCACAGCAACAUGUGGGUCAGAAACGGGCUGCAGAUAAAAGGACAAGCUAUGACCUAUGUGCAGUCACACUUUUGCAACUCCAUGAUUGACCCUGACAUCUAUCUACUCCAGGUUUGCGCAUCAAGACUUGAUCCCGACUACUUCAUCUCAAGUGUUUUUGAGAGGUUUAAAGUUGUUGAUCUUUUGACCAUGGCGUCUCAGCAUCAGAAUGCCGUGUUAGACGCUGAACAGGAAAGACCGAUGCUAGAAGGCGCUCUGACCUUCUUAGUCAUACUGACAAGCCUUCGCAUUCAUUUAGGCAUGACAGAUGAUGAGAUCCUUCGGGCUGAGAUGGUCUCGCAGUUGUGUAUGAAUGAUCGCACUCACAGCUCGCUGUUAGACCUUAUUCCUGAGAAUCCCAACCCAAAGAGUGGUAUUGUACCAGGGAGCUGCAGUUUUGAGGAGAUGCUCUCUGCGGUUGCUGAUUUCAAAGCUCCUGUGUUUGAGCCAGGAGGCUCCAUGCAGCAGGGCAUGUACACUCCCAAAGCCGAGGUGUGGGAGAAGGAGUUUGAUCCCAUCAUGGUUGUUCUCAGGACGGUCUAUCGACGUGAUGUGCAGUCAGCAAUGGACAGAUAUUCAGCAUUUUUAAAGCAGUCUGGCAUUCACACCGGUAACCCAUGGCCUCCUUACAAAGCGAGGACGGCCCUGCAUCCAUGCUACAAAGGUCUAAUCAAACUGUUGCACUGCAAGACCCUGCACAUUGUGAUUUUCACUCUCCUCUACAAGAUAUGGAUGGAUCAUCAGAAUAUGUCUGAACAUGUGCUGUGCAUGGUGCUGUACCUAAUCGAGCUGGGCUUGGACAACCAGGUUCAAGACAGCAAAGAAGACGAGGAGCCCUGCAUCGAGGAGCACUGUCAUGACAGUUGGUUUCCUGGUACAAACCUUCUCUCCAAUCUGCACCAUGUCAUCAACUUUGUGAGAGUGAGAGUUCCUGAGACAGCGCCCGAAGUGAAGCGAGAGGCACCGCCCAGCACCAGCUCGGAAGCUUCGUCCUAUGGCCAGAACUCCAGGCGACUUUCAGCCAAUUGGAGAGAGAACCUGCGUGAAGCCCAGGUAUUUAGCCUGGUAGCAGAGCGCAGGAGGAAGUUCCAGGAGAUAAUCAACCGCAGCAGCUCGGAGGCCAACCAGGUUGUCAGGCCAAAGAGCUCCUCGACACGCUGGGUGCCGCCAGGUACACCCCCGCAGCUGGUGACGGAGAUCCUGGAGAUAAGAGAAAGCAUGCUGUCCCUCCUCAUAAAGCUGCACCAGAAGCUGUCGUCCAAGCAGAACUCUCUGUCAGCGUCCUGGCUAGACAACAUGGACAUGAGCCAUCACGCUCACGGGGACGGUAUCACAGCCAUCGAGCGUAUCCUCACUAAGGCGGCCACGCGCAGCUGCCAAAUCAAGCGUAGCAUCCAGGACAUUUGCGGAAAGGUGUCUCCUCCUGUGCCACCAAAGAAGAACAGUCCUACAGAAAAGAAAGCCAUGGAUAAAGAAGAAAGACGCCAGAGGGCCAGAGAGAGGCAACAGAAGCUGCUUGCUGAAUUUGCCUCCAGACAGAAGAGUUUCAUGGAAACAGCCAUGGAUGUUGAAUCUCCAGAAACGGAGGCAGCCAUGGACCUUGGAGCGUCAGAGAUGAUGGAGUCGGAGGUUCUUUAUGACUGUGUGAUCUGUGGACAGAGUGGACCCUCCACUGAGGACAGGCCCACUGGUCUAGUUGUUCUCCUCCAGGCCUCCUCUGUGCUUGGACAUCGCUGCAAGAGUGAAGAGGCUAAAAAGCUCCCAACCUGUGACGAAGAGCACAUUUACUCUGCUGACACUUGCGCAGUGGCUCACGAUGUCCGACUCACACUUUUGCAACGCUUCUUCAAGGAUAGCUCCUGUCUGCAGUCGGUGUCAAUAGGUUGGGACGGGGGUGUCUACAUGCAGACUUGCGGACACACUUUGCAUAUAGAUUGCCACAAGUCAUACAUGGAGUCUCUGAGGAAUGACCAGGUGCUGCAGGGUUUCUCUGUUGACAAGGGCGAGUUUACCUGCCCUCUGUGUCGACAGUUUGCCAACAGCGUACUUCCCUGUCGACCCGGCCGCGGCUCUGAGGCCGGCACCUGGCACACUCCCACAAACAAGAAGACCAGUGUGCUUAUAAAGGAAGUGAGAGAUCUUCAGGAGAACCUUGGCCUUUUCCCUACGGAGUCCAACUUGAGUAAAGAGAUGGAGCUGGUCAUUGAAGACAUCAAGAACACUACCCAGAAGAAGUACAUGGAUUACGGCAAGAAUCCGGGCUCUCCUGAUGGUGACUUCCUUUUCCUGUAUUCGGUGGCAAGGACCAACCUGGAAUUAGAACUUGUGCACCGGGGAGGAAACCUUUGUUGUGGCGGGGCCAGUGCAGCUGCCAAGCGCUCAUGUCUUAACCAGUUGUUCCACGUGUUGGCCAUGCACAUGCGUCUGUACAGCAUUGACUCAGCCUACAACCCAUGGACCAAGCUGACUCAACUUACACAAAACAAAGAGGCAGAUGGUUUUGAUGAGGAAAGUCCUGAGGUACCCAUGUUGUUUAGAGAUGUCCCUACCUUGCUGAUUAUCUUUGUGCUGACCAUGCCUCAGCCUUUGCGAAAAGAGCACUUUACCUGUCUGGUGAAGAUGCUGUACAACCUGCAGUUCAUCCAGGCUCUGGCUGCCCUCUCAACUAAGAUGAGCCCAGACGAAAGGCAGGCCUGGAACACAUCUGGGGCAAUCAAAAAGGCUGCUGCAAAUGCAGGCAUGUCUUCUGAAGCGCUGCUGAGUCACAUUAUCAGUGAGUUUUCCAACAGCAACAACGUCUAUGCAGUGGACACGGAAAACACAAUGCUGAGCUCCAGUGUGUGGUCUCCACAGUCCAUCGAGUUUAACCUCCAGCAGUACUGCCUUCCCUUCCUCCGGCUCUCUUGCCUUCUGCAGCAUCAUCUCUAUGGAGACAACCUCACCGGCUGCUUGGUGGAAGAAGAGUUCUCGUCCUUGGCCGUGUGCUUGGGGCUGGUACACUACGCCUCUGCGGCAUCAAACCCUGUGAACAGUGCCUCUUGUCUGGAGUGGGUGGUCAGCGCCUUUGAAUUGGUCACACAGUGGUGUGCUGAGGUCAAAGGGCUCUCUCCGGUGCAGGCGGAGCUAUCGCUGACUUUGCUGGUUCAGGAUCCGCAGUGGGCAGUGCCCCACCUCCUCCAGCUGCCUGACAACUACAACAUCAUCUUCCAGUACUACCACAGGAAGGCUUGCACUGCCUGCAAGAAGGUGCCAAAGGACCCCGCGCUCUGCCUUGUCUGUGGGACCUUUGUCUGUCUCAAGGGGGCUUGCUGCAAGCAGCAGGGUAUCUGUGAAUGUGUUUUGCACUCCCAACACUGUGGCGCAGCUACGGGCAUCUUUCUACUGAUUAACGCCUCAGUCAUCAUCAUCAUCCGCGGCCAUCGUUUCUGUCUCUGGGGUUCUGUUUACCUUGAUGCCCACGGAGAGGAAGACCGGGAUUUACGCCGUGGCAAGCCUCUAUUCUUGUGUGAAGAGAGGUAUCGAGUGUUGGAGCAACAGUGGGUGUCACACACCUUUGAUCACAUCAAUAAGCGCUGGGGGCCUCAUUAUAACGGACUCUAAACAUCCUCCACUUUCAAACUGCAACAUUGAAGGCAAUGUGUGUGUGAUUGUGUCGUUUGACAGAAAAACUCCACUCGCGGUGUCGCUGCCAUGCCCUCGCUUUGUGUUAGGUUUGGGUGUUCAAUCAUCAGUCCUAAAGAUUAACACGUGUGUGCAUUUCAGUAUUUUAUCAUGUAGGUUGCAAACAGUUUGGACAUGCGAGAUUGAAACAAAAAAGAGCACAAUUUCCUAGAAAUGUGCUUUGUUUUGGAGUAGGCUUUAUAAGGCUGUCAUGGGUCUAUAUAUAAAUAUAUAUGACACACUAAUUAUCCCUGCAAUAAUGCACUAUUUACAAUGACGUUAAUGCAUAUCCCUUUUAGUUAUGGUUUCAAGCUCCUCACGGGUGCAGCUGCAUUACUACAUGACAUCCACACACUCUACAACUUUUUUGCAAAAGAGCAAAAAUACCUUUUUUGGGGGGGAGGUCGAGUUGCAAUCCAUCCUCAGGAAAAAUUUUUGUUGUUUUUUUUCCUGUCUAAAUAAGUUUUAGAUAUUUAAAUACAAAUAAAUGCUGCUGCUCAUUGUUAAUGUAAUUUUAACUUCUGUAUAGGUUGUGCGCUGAAAUUUUGCAAAACUCACUUUUAACGUUGAAGAACGUGCGCGGUCGCUUCUUUACACUCACUGAAGUUAAGAGUUUUGCCUAAGCUACGUUUUUUUUUUGGUUUGCAUGUGGUGAAAAUGUAUCUUUCAAGUCAAAGCAAUGAAGGUGUGGAAAUAUAUACAGUUUAUAUAAAUAAAUAAAAAAGAAUUAACUGCAUUUCACAGCAGUCUAAAAGGAAAAUGUCAUCGCUUACAGCAGAAUCCAUCACUCAUUCUGUUCAUUCCCUCAAUAAACUUAACGGAAAUGAAGUGUUUUUCAUGAAAAGGUAACUAUUGAGGCCUCUCGACUGUGGAAUGGUGACUACAGUUUUGAUGAGUCCGGUGACUUUAAAGACUACAGUACAGGCCAAACGUUAGGACACACCUUCUCAUUUCUUUAUGUUCAUGACUAUUUACAUUGUAGAUUGUCACAUCAAAACUAUGAAUGAGCGCAUGUGGAGUUAUGUA